Messenger RNA from Cottoperca gobio, 2994 nucleotides. RefSeq names its product telomeric repeat binding factor 2, interacting protein (gene terf2ip). The record is from RefSeq and is a predicted model, not a curated record. Gene Ontology annotation, cellular component: shelterin complex. Lineage: Eukaryota; Metazoa; Chordata; Actinopteri; Perciformes; Bovichtidae. Gene Ontology annotation, biological process: protection from non-homologous end joining at telomere; telomere maintenance via telomere lengthening. Gene Ontology annotation, molecular function: telomeric repeat DNA binding.
ACUGGAUGCAAUCCGCCGAGGAAGAAGAAACCCCGGAUGUAGCAUGCUGUGUUUUGAUUUUUGUCGCGGCGGGAAGUAGCCUCACCGAGUAAACAAACUACAUGGUCAGACGUUUAAACAAUGUCGUCCAAACAGCAGGAUGUGGCCAAAUCUAACAUCUCCCCAGUUCUGUUCAUGACUGUGGAUGGUGAGCCCAUGUCUUUUUUCUUGAGACCGGGUCCUGUUAAACUCAAGCUCCAGCCGCUCAUCGCAGCUGGAGGAGGGAUGUCGAGGAAUGUGCAGCAGCCAGGAGUAAUCCUGCUGAUUGACCCGGAGGAAAUAGGCUCUAUUCCUGAAAAUACUGCUCAACGGUACGUGUCCACCCAGUACAUUCACGACUGCAUUGAGAAGGAGGAACAGCUGAAUUUAGAGGACUACAGGUUAAAUCCUGUAAUGGUCACGAGACAGUCUGCUAGACUCAACAAUAACAAAGAGACCUCUCCUGGAGUCUCAGGAGGCAGGACUGCCUACACCGCUGAAGAUGACGCAGCCAUUUUGAGUCAUGUCAGCAAGCACAAGAAAGAUGUUGGGGGAAACCGGCUCUGGCAAGAGAUGGAGAAGCAGCGUGUGACCGAUCACAGCUGGCAGUCAAUGAAAUACCGCUAUAGAGUGCGACUGUCAAAGAAACAGCCAGAGGUUGUGGAGGUGGCAAAAACGGAGAUGGAUGCCCAGUCCAUACCAGCUGAAAGCACACAACUAGAAAUUCUAGAAACUCCGACAUCCAUCUCUCCCCAAGAAGAAGUGAAACAUGUGAACCCACAGAUGGAUAAACAAGAAGCUGAAAGCCCACAAGUAGAGACUGUAGAAGCUGAAACUUCUAACUCCCCCCAACCUGAGGGACCUUGCUUGGACCCACACACAGAUGCUCAGCCUGUUCCAGCUGAGGGCGCAGAACCAGAAACGAUCAUCUCUCCACAAAAAGAAAGUGUAUCGGAGGACUUUCCUCCAGCUCAGCUCGAGUCCCUGCCUAGCAACUCUUCUCAGAAAAAGCCCAAAGACAAACAGAAGGCCUCCCCCAAAGCAGAACAACCGCAGCGUCGAUUAACACGCAGGCAGCUUGUGCUCGAGGAGUCGUCAUCGCCUGAACCUUAUGUCAAAAAACUCAGAUCAACAACUUCUCCCGGACUACCAGCAUCAUCCCCUCAGCCCUCGAAGAAAAGUAAAUCGGAAAUUAAGUCCGCUCUUACGAAGACUUGUCAAGAAGACUUAACAGAAGAGCAGCCGCCCGCUAAGAGAGCCAGAGGAAUGAGUGUGACAGCAGUGGCAGAGAGUCCGCAGGAGGAGAGUGGACAAGCUGCCGUCUCUGAAACGGCACAAACAGUUCCAGAGUCUAAUGUGACGCCAGAGAAAGGAGAGACGAAAGGAGAGAAGAAAAAAGAAAAGAGAAAGUUGGGGAUUCUGGAGUUGGCUACAAAGGAGUUUGAAGAUGAAAGUGAGUCGGAUGAAGAAGUAGUUCCGGAUCUCCAAAGCCCAACUGAAACAGCAGCAACACAACCCACAUCGACAGAACCUCCGCUCCCCACUUCAGACACAGCCAGCCUCCAGGAGAACACGCAAGACGCCCAGGCCUCCAGCAGCGACUGCCCACCAAAGACGAGCUGCCCUGAACCUGCAGCAGCUGAGGCUGUCAAUGCAACCUCCAAAGCCCACCUGUUCAUAUUCGACAAUGAAUCUCAGGAGGAGGAAGACUCUCAGACCGUUGUUGGUGACAAUAAAGCAGCUCCAUCCAAACCACAGCUAACCGUGAACAAAGACGCCGCACUUUCACUGACUCAGGUCCAGUUGGAAGAGGACAAGCAGCGAAUCAAAGAGCUGAUGAACCAGACAAACCAGGACUUGAUCAGUGUGACCAAAGCCCUGUUGAAGACCAGCGGAGACUUCUCUGCUGCUCUGGAUCAGCUUUUGAAUCCCUCCUCCGUUAUAGGACCACCUUGGAAUCGCUGUGACGACAGUCUUUUGCUCUCAGCUGAUCCCGUGGUCCGACAGCAGCUGCAAAACAAAUACAGCGAGGAGGACGUGGCCAAAAGAAUCCUCUUCCUCGAGGUAGACCUUGAGGAAGAGGGAUGACAGGGAAAGACAGGUUAGUACAGAAAGAAGGAGAAUAGCAAAUCUGGACAUUAUACUAUAUUCUACUGCAUAAUUAAAAGUGUGAAAAUAGUGAGCUGGUUAACUGAUAUUCGAUUCUUUUAACAUGAAAAAGGGCCCUCUCCCUCAUUGCUGAUCCUGCUGACUAACUUUAAAGAGAUAAAACUAAAACUAUGUUUUUAGGAUGUUUAAGUAGAGGCUGAUUUGUGCUUUUGUUUGGGGGAAAUCUUUUAAUGUGUUUUUAGCAUGAACAUAAUAUUAUGUGUUUUUUAAUUUGUUUGAUUUCAAUAAAUUGAAUAAAAGUUUGUUUAAUAUCAUUUUAAAACACCUGCGUUACAUUUUGAAGUAAAUCUCCAGUCGUACAUUUAUUGUGUUUCACCACUUGUAUGAAAAACUUCUAUUCGCAUGGUGAAAAGAAAAACGACACUUCAGCCUUGUAUGAAAUCUGUGAUAGGAGGACCUCUAGUGGUCACAGAUUAAUCUACUUGUCAUAGAGGGAAAAGCACAGGUGUGAAAUAUAAAAUGAAUAAUGGCUGAAUUUUGAAUUCAGAGUCCUGGUAUCGUGCAUGUUGGCUCGAUGUCCCUGGAACACUUGACUAGCACAGAGCCAUGGUUAGUGUAAUUAGUAACACCUGUGCUUUUCCUGCUGUGACGAGUCAGAAAUGUCUGCUGUGAAAAAGGCCUAUUGUAAGAGUUGUAGCUCUAAGUGUAUCAUAAUGUGCCUCUACUACUCUAAGAUUUAGAAAUGUUACUGCAACCAACUGUCACCGUUUUCUUGAAGCAAAAGUAAAGAAGUCUGGUUUAGGUGUGAGAGCAAAUGAUAUCCACUUCAUAGUUAACAGAAAGUAGCGUGUCAUUUAUUUUUAAAUU